AUGAAGGGCCGAGUGUCGGCGAUCACGGGCGGCGGCAGCGGCAUUGGCUGGGCGACGGCCGAGGCGAUUGCCGAGGCGGGCGGCGACGUGGCCAUUAUCGGGCGCAGGAACCAGGACGCCAAGGCCGAGGAGCUCUCGAAGCGCUUCGGCAUCAAGUGCAAGGCGUACCAGUGCGACGCGACCGACGCCGACGCCAUCGAGAAGACGAUCGACGCCGUCGGCAACGACUUUGGGCGCCUCGACUGCUUCGUCGCCAACGCCGGCGGCGGCGUCCCCGGCAGCAUCGACGAGAACUACGAGCUCGACUCGUGGAAGCAGACGAUGGACGUCAACCUCAACUCGACGUUCUGGUGCGCGCGCGCGUGCGCAAAGUGGUUCAAGAAGGCGGCCGAGUCGGGCGUUAAGGCGUCCUUUAUCGCGACGACGUCCAUCUCGGCUCGGAUCGUCAACGUGCCGUACGACCAGCCGGCGUACAACAGCUCCAAGGCGGGCGUCGUCCACUUCUGCCGCUCGAUCGCGCGCGACUGGCGCAACUUUGCCCGCGUCAACUGCAUCUCGCCCGGCUUCUUCGACACGGCCAUGGGCCCGUCCGACGCCGAGGUCGAGAAGGUCGUCGAGCGCCUGAGCGUGUUCGGUCGCCCUGGCAACGUCAAGGAGCUCAAGGCGGCGUACCUCUACCUGGCCUCCAACGCGAGCAGCUACACCACCGGGUCCGACAUCCUCGUCGACGGCGGCUACUGCCUCACGUAGACCUCGUCCUCUCGCUCUCCCUCUUGCAGUAGUUCCCGCGCAUUGUACUCGAUUCUCAAGG
Messenger RNA from Rhodotorula graminis WP1, 811 nucleotides. RefSeq lists its product as uncharacterized. The record is from RefSeq and is a predicted model, not a curated record. Gene Ontology annotation, cellular component: intracellular anatomical structure. NCBI's taxonomy places the organism in Eukaryota, Fungi, Basidiomycota, Microbotryomycetes, Sporidiobolales, Sporidiobolaceae. The transcript has 4 exons. The coding region runs from base 1 to 750 and encodes 249 amino acids. Gene Ontology annotation, molecular function: oxidoreductase activity, acting on NAD(P)H, oxygen as acceptor.